Messenger RNA from Colossoma macropomum (tambaqui), 3397 nucleotides. RefSeq names its product latent-transforming growth factor beta-binding protein 1. The record is from RefSeq and is a predicted model, not a curated record. Gene Ontology annotation, molecular function: calcium ion binding; transforming growth factor beta binding. Lineage: Eukaryota; Metazoa; Chordata; Actinopteri; Characiformes; Serrasalmidae. Bases 107 to 3397 code for a protein of 1096 amino acids. The transcript is spliced from 19 exons.
AGCGAGCUGCGAUGACCACAACAUUCACCGGACCUGCGCUGAAGAUGGAGCUCAUUUCUGUCUGAUCUUCUCCAGUUUCUCCACUGCAGCUCCAUGAGACUUCAGGAUGACCCUCUGCAGGACGCUGGCCUUCCGCCUGUUCGGCUGCUUCUGCGUGUUUUCUGUGUUUUUGUCCGUUUCUGAAGCCACUUCACCUCCAAAAGGACCGAUGACCACAAACAGAGUGAGACAGUCGAGGUGGACGGUGGAGAAGAGCAGCAGGUCCAGAACGAACUCCACCACAGUGCAGAUAGACCUGAGUGGGCCCAAUGUGUGCGGUUCCAGAUGCUGCCCUGGAUGGAUAGUCCAGCUCAAGACAAAGCAGUGUACGAAACCGAGGUGUCUCCCUCGUUGCCAUAACAGAGCUGUGUGCCGGCAGCCCAAUAUCUGUCAGUGCCGGCCGGGUUUCCGUGGGCAUCGCUGUGAACUCUCCAGCAUCACUCCAGCCCCAAGCGUGUGGUCCUGGACCUCGCAGAGUCAGACAAGUGCUUUAGUGACCGCCAUAACAGCACCUGCAGCACCUGUAACUGUCUCACCUGUUACCACUGCCACAUAUGGCACAGCUGUGGUCACUACAGCAGGACUCAGGAGCCACUCAAACGACUCGGAAUCUGAUCCCAGGAGGAAGUACUCACUACGCUGGCAGCCUCUUAGUGUAAAGGAGGCUCAGGCGGCGCUGCUGAAGAAAGCCCUGGCCAGAGGAGUUGGAGGGAGUAAAAUCACUAAUAUUCUGCUGAAGCACAUCGAGACCGAGAGGAACAGACUGCAGUCCAUCCCCAACACUGCAGAGACACAGCAGUCCAGCUCCAAGACCUUCCACACCCAGCAUGGCCAGUACACACUCUGUGUUAGUGAGCGUACUGCAGGCGGCCAGCGGACCUUCGGAGUCCUGGGAGGCUCCGAGCGGAUCAAAGUUCUCUUCACUCCGACAGUCUGCAGGUUGAAAUGCUCCCAGAACCGCUGCACGAACUACUGCGAGCGCGGAAACGUCACCACCGUUUACAACAGCGAACAGCAGGGGGCGCACGGGUCAGCAUCACCCGGAUUCAGAGUGUUCUUGUGUCCCUUGCUGUGUAAGAAUGGAGGAGUGUGUAUCCAGAAGGAUCGUUGUCUCUGUCCCCCCACCUUCACUGGAAAGUUCUGCCACAUUCCCGUCUCCUCCACCACCUCCACCAAUGACAUCGAGAAGCCACUCUCCAGCUCUGCGACUUCGGCCAAUCAGGGACUGAUGCAGUCGGAGUACAUCCUGCCUUUACAGAGUCCGCAGCAGAGCCAAAGCAGCGGCUCCCCGAUGGUGAAGGUGCGGGUGCAGCACCCUCCUGAGGCCAGCGUGAAGAUUCACCAGGUGCUGAAGGUGGGUUCCGGCCCCACGGUGCACGAGCGGUCAGAGACGGUGACCUGGUCAUCCGGACUCUCUGGAUCCCGCAGGCAGGUCAUUCUGCCACGAGAAAGGGCAGAGGCUCCGCCUCCUCGUGUCCAGGCACGGCUCGCUAGCGUCCAGGCCCAGACCAUCCGCGGUGACUCCAUCUACACCGAGUCAUCCGGCUUCAAAUACUGCUUCAGAGAAGUGCGCAACGGGCAGUGCAGCUCCCCGAUGCCGGGUCUGAGGAGUCAGGAGACGUGCUGCAGGGACGACGGCCUGGCCUGGGGAAUAAGCGAGUGCACGCUGUGUCCUGAGUUAGGGAGCAGAGGUGAGGGGAGCUGCCCGAAAGGCUUCGAGAGGGUCAAUGGCACACAGUGUGUGGAUAUAAACGAGUGCGAGCAGCCGGGUUUCUGUCAGAACGGGAACUGUGUGAACACUCGCGGGAGCUACAGCUGUGUGUGCAGGCAGGGCUUCUUACUGGACGCCUCACACGGCAUCUGUAUCUCCCAGAAGGUGAUUUCAGAGGAGAAGGAUCAGUGUUUCCGGAUCGUGAGCCAGGGCUCCUGCUCUCUGCCCAUCCUGAGGACCAUCACCAAGCAGAUCUGCUGCUGCAGCCGUGUGGGAAAAGCCUGGGGACGCAAGUGCGAGGCCUGUCCGUACUUCGGCUCCGACGAGUUUAAGGAGAUCUGUCCUGCUGGGCCGGGCUACCAUUACUCUCCCAACACUCUGAAGUUUAACCAGAGACUGGCCGAAACUCACAGGACCCCUCUGGUUUCUGAGACCAAACCCCAGCAGCCAGAAUCCUCCAUAUCACAGCCAGCUGCCAGACACCAACUGCCCACCAGCCCACAAACCACACGCCCUCAACCACCGACAGUUGGCCAGACCACCCGCGUCCAGCAGCCAAGCGCUCCUCAUACUGACCCCAGACGGCCCACGCAGCCCAUCACCUCCGUUUUCAUCAUCCAGGGUGGACCACAGCAGCUCAGUGGCGCUGGAGCCCAGGCUCAGAGCAGACCAGCGGCAGCAGCUACGGCAGCCAGCCAGCCUACCAGAGCGCAGCCGUCUGUCAUCAGGACACAAACAGGCCGGCCGUCUGCGAGCAGACAGCCGCUCAGACCCCUCCCGGUUCCAGCUACAUCCCGUCCUUCUGCACCUAGAACAGAUGUGCGUGUGUGUGAAGUGAGGCCGCAGGUUUGUGGGCCGGGUCGGUGUGUUGAUGUGGCCGGAGGGAGACACAUCUGCGUGUGUAAUCCUGGAUUCAUCUUCAACACUCAAGCAGGUCACUGCCAAGAUAUAAAUGAGUGUGUGUUGACUCCGAGGCCGUGCUCAGCGGGUCAGUGUGAGAACACAGUGGGCAGUUUCCGCUGUGUGUGUCCACCAGGCUACCAGAGCAACGCCCAGCAGAACCAGUGCUCAGAUAUCGACGAGUGCCGUCAGAACCCCUGCGUUAACGGCCACUGUGAGAACACACCGGGCAGCUUCAGGUGCGUGUGCAGGACGGGGUACAGGCUACAGGACAACACCUGCACAGAUGUUGAUGAGUGUGAUGACCCGCUCCGCUGCCCUGGUCAGGAGUGUGUGAACUCUCAGGGUUCGUAUAAGUGUGUCCCCUGCAGAACUGGCUUUGGCCUGCUCAACGGACAGUGCACAGGUAAUGCUGCACCACUCAGUUACCGGCGUUUUGCUGGGAGCAUGGCGUCCCAAAGCCCCAGGCUGUAUGAGAGCCUGUCUCGCCGGCAUGGUGUAAAGGUGGAGUGCCGCGCGAGUGUGGAGGAGUGCUGUUUGGCGGCGGGGAGCGUCGUCGGGUACAAUAAUGUUGUGUCUGCUUCGCGCAUGAACAGCGCUGUGGUAAUGUUCCUGUCCACUGUGGACAAAGCUAAUGAACUGGUGCAGAGUGGACUCGUAAUUAGUGAUCAGUUCGUGUCUGUUCUGCCCCUCAGUACUCCCUCCAAAAAGAUUAUUCUGUCCAACGUCCCCCCCGUUUAUCUCUGA